This is a messenger RNA of Solea senegalensis (Senegalese sole), 3040 nucleotides long. RefSeq names its product PRP39 pre-mRNA processing factor 39 homolog (yeast) (gene prpf39). Bases 124 to 2460 code for a protein of 778 amino acids. The transcript has 15 exons. Gene Ontology annotation, molecular function: protein binding. The record is from RefSeq and is a predicted model, not a curated record. Gene Ontology annotation, cellular component: U2-type prespliceosome; commitment complex; U1 snRNP. Gene Ontology annotation, biological process: mRNA 5'-splice site recognition; RNA processing. Lineage: Eukaryota; Metazoa; Chordata; Actinopteri; Pleuronectiformes; Soleidae.
UUUUACCUCCGCGCUUCCUCGAAGUUGAUAAGAAUGGUGUCCGUAACGCGGCUGGCUGUUGAAGGGUAGACAAAGUGACUUCGAAAGCUCCACCCAACUCUGCAAGAACGACCAAAACAUUUCAUGGAAGACACCGGCCCACACCUCCCAGAAAAAACAAUUACUGGAAUGCUGGACAGUGAGUCCCCUGCCAUGGAGAGCAACGGGGAUGCUUUUCUUCCUGAACUUCCUGUUCUAGACCAAGCUGGUGGUGACUGGUCCAUGAGCCAUGUUGCUCCAGAACCACCCACAACCACCUUGCCCGAGGAAUCUGACACAUCUCAGGAUGUUCAGCAACCAGCUCUGGAAAUGAAUUCUGUGGAGAAGGCUGUGGAGCAAUUUCAACUUGCCAGUGCUCAGCUUUUCCAAGAGGUUCAGCCAUCACAGCCCACAGAAGAAGCAGCAGCACGGCCAUCAGAAUACAACGCAGAAGCUAUGGACUCAGAGCAACCCAGUCAGGAGAUGAGUGUAGAGCCCGAUGCUGCUGUACAAGAUCUGACUGAGGCACCACAAGCUACAGAGGACGGCAUGGAGCUGGAAGAACAAUCCAAAGAGACAACAGAUGAAUCAACAGUUCCUGCAGAGCCACAGCUGCCCAGUGAAUUUGACAAACUCUUUAAAGGUUGUGAGGAGAGCCCAGAGGACUUCAAUGGUUGGGUGUACCUGCUGCAGUAUGUGGAGCAAGAGAAUGUCCUUACAGCUGUAAGAAAAGCAUUUGAUGUAUUCCUGCUUCGCUAUCCAUAUUGCUAUGGCUAUUGGAAGAAGUAUGCUGAUAUAGAGAAAAAGCAUGUCAAUGUACAGGUUGCAGAAGAGGUGUACAGAAGAGGUUUGCAGGCAAUCCCUCUCAGCGUGGACCUGUGGCUGCACUACCUGACCUUCAUUAAGGAGAACUCUGACCCUAAUGACUCGGACACUGAGGGACACAUUCGAGCUGCCUAUGAACAGUCGGUGCUUGCAGCAGGCACAGAUUUCCGCUCGGACCGUCUGUGGGAGUCAUUCAUCAACUGGGAGACAGAGCAGCAGAAGCUGGCAAACGUCACUGCCAUCUAUGAUCGCGUCUUAGGAAUCCCAACCCAGCUAUACUCCCAGCACUUUCAGAAGUUCAAAGAUCAUGUACAGAACAACAACCCCAAACACUUUCUCUCAGAGGAUGAGUUUGUUCGACUGAGACUUGAGCUCUCUAAAGCCAGCCUUUUGUCAAUGGUCAGCAAUGAAGACGAGACACCUGCUGUCCAGGAGGAGCUACCACCGGGAAUAGAGGAUCUUACAGAUCCUGCUAAGAGAGUGACGGAGAUCGAGAACAUGCGCCACAAAGUGAUUGAGGUUCGGCAGGAAGUAUUCAACCACAACGAACACGAAGUCAGCAAGCGCUGGGCCUUUGAGGAAGGGAUUAAAAGACCAUACUUCCACGUCAAAGCCUUGGAGAAGACCCAGCUAAGCAACUGGACGGAGUACCUGGACUUUGAGGUUGAAAAUGGGACUCCGGAGCGUGUGGUUGUUCUUUUUGAACGCUGCCUGAUUGCCUGUGCUCUCUACGAGGAGUUCUGGACCAAGUAUGCAAAAUAUCUAGAGAGCUACAGCACUGAAUGCGUGAGACAUGUCUACAAGAAGGCGUGCACCAUCCAUUUGCCCAAAAAACCAGCCAUCCACCUGCUUUGGGCAGCCUUUGAGGAGCAGCAAGGCAAUGCCGAGGAAGCUCGAGAAAUCCUGAAGUCCUUGGAGGUGGCGGUCCCAGGUCUAGCUAUGGUGCGCCUUCGGAGGGUCAGUCUGGAGCGUCGCCAUGGUAACUUGGAGGAAGCAGAGGUGCUGUUACGGGAGGCCAUGGAGUCUGCAAAGAAUACCACUGAGACAUCGUUCUACGCUGUGAAGCUGGCAAGGCAUCUGAUGAAGGUGCAGAAAAGUGUGAGCAAAGCAAGAACGGUGCUGCUGGAUGCUAUCGAAAAAGACCAGGCAAGUCCAAAACUGUACCUGAACCUGCUUGAGCUGGAGUUUGGUGGGGAUGUGACGCAGAAUGAGGCGGAGAUCUUGGCUUGUUUCAACCGGGCACUAAACAGCCAGAUGCCCCUUGAAUCCCGCCUCGUCUUUGCGCAACGCAAAGUCGAGUUCCUUGAAGACUUUGGCAGUGACAUCAAUGUGCUUGUGGCUGCAUAUGAUGAACAGCAGAAACUUCUGAAAGAAAGCGAACCCACAAAGAGGAAAGCUGAGAAUGGUUAUGACAGUUCCCAGGAACCUGAUGCUAAGAGACAGCGUGCGGAAGAUGAUUCUGGUGCAACAACUGCAACGACAGACGCGCAGGCAAACAACUCUGCAUACAAUUAUAACUGGUACCAGCAACCAUACGCCAGCUGGGGACAGAACUCCUGGGGGCAGUACAAUCAAUAUGCCCAGUAUAACCAGUACUACCCUCCUCCUCCUACAUGAUUGAUAGAAUGCUGACAUGAAGAUGGAGACUUGGAGGAAAUCAUCCUUUCUCACCUGCCUACAUUUCUGAGCAGAGCUUCUUUACAGGGUGUCAUAGAUACUUCAAUACAGCCACAGAAAACAAGCUGAUUUGUUCCUUCUUUCUGGUGUAGAGUGUGUUCAUCAGUUAAAUUACAAUAUGUAGCCAUUGUAUGAGUACAAUAGCAUUGGCCAUUUAUGGCAGGCCCGUUGAAUUGUCAUGUUUAAAUAAAGAUAAGUUGCUAGUUCAUUAUCUCCAACAGCAGUUUUUUGGGAGGUGGGUGGUAGUGUUCCUAAUGCAUGUUAUGUUUGAAGGCAGUUGUUUUUUCCCCUGUGAUCAAAGCUUGUUUUUUUGGAUUGGAUGGCUUGGUUUGGUCUCUUUCUUUGUGUUACAGAUUUGAACUUGUAAAGGAGGUGUUAAUUAAUGUACCUCAAAGUCAUGUUUCUCCUUCCCAGCUGAAAGAUUUUUAAUAUUUCAUUGUUUCCAUAAAAAGAAAUGAAGAUUUCCUUGUUUUUGUUUUUUAUUUUGACUUGAUUUCAUAAUAAAGAUUGAUAUCCUUGA